This is a messenger RNA of Coniophora puteana RWD-64-598 SS2, 991 nucleotides long. RefSeq names its product glutathione S-transferase. Bases 238 to 873 code for a protein of 211 amino acids. The record is from RefSeq and is a predicted model, not a curated record. Gene Ontology annotation, cellular component: cytoplasm. Gene Ontology annotation, molecular function: glutathione binding; glutathione transferase activity. NCBI's taxonomy places the organism in Eukaryota, Fungi, Basidiomycota, Agaricomycetes, Boletales, Coniophoraceae. The transcript has 4 exons.
GUGAUCAGAUGCCAUUUUUGGAUUGGCUCCCCCUGUGGUUCCUGUGUCAGCCUCGGGGAGGGCACCGGCUUCUCAGCCUCGGAAGCUGUAGCCAGUGGUGGAUGGAAAACGACUGUCCAGUGCCGAUUCACAUAUAUAAGAGACAAAGAGACAUACUACCAGUCGUCAUCUCACUCCCAUCGCCCAUAUCUUCACUGUACUACUCAGUCCAACCAAAAAAUCAGUGCGAAAACCACGAUGGUCUUGAAACUUCACGGCGCUCGCAUGUCCACCUGCACCCGCACCGUCGCGGUCGUGGCCAGGGAGCUCAACGUCCCAUACGAGUUCGUUGAUGUCGACUUCGCCAAGGCCGAGCAUAAGUCGCCCGCGUUCACCGCCGUCCAGCCAUUUGGCCAGGUGCCUUAUAUCGAUGAGGAUGGCUUCAAGCUAUUCGAGUCGCGAGCCAUCUCCCGCUAUCUCGCCAAGAAGUAUGCGGGCCAGGGCACGAAGCUGAUCCCCACCGACCCCAAGGAUGAGGCCGUCUUCGAGCAGGGUGUCUCGAUCGAGUCGUCCAACUUCUACCCCCAUGCGUUUGGAUUCGCCUUCGAGAAGGUCUUCAAAGCGAGGCGCGGCCUUACCACUGACGAAGCCCGUGCUGAGGAACAUCUCAAGACUCUCGCGGCCAAGCUCGACGCGUACGAUGUCAUUCUCGGCAAGCAGAAGUACAUUGGAGGCAAUGAGCUCACCCUCGCGGACCUGUUCCACCUCGCGUACACCCAGUUUCUUAUCACGCUCGGUCAGGGCGACCUCUUUGAGUCGCGCCCCAAUGUGGCGAGGUGGUGGAAGGAGAUCUCGAACAGGCCUUCUUGGCUUGCUGUCAAGGAUGGUGCUUAAGUCAGAGUUGACUAUUGUUAGAAUGAAUGGGGGUAUGAAAGUGUAUCCAAAACUAUACAGUAGCUAAACACUAUUGAACAUCAUCGCGAGUUUUCUGACGGAAUACCUCGCGGCUAGC